This is a messenger RNA of Fonticula alba, 1764 nucleotides long. RefSeq lists its product as hypothetical. Gene Ontology annotation, molecular function: protein-folding chaperone binding. The transcript is spliced from 2 exons. Lineage: Eukaryota; Rotosphaerida; Fonticulaceae. Gene Ontology annotation, cellular component: mitochondrial inner membrane. Gene Ontology annotation, biological process: protein import into mitochondrial matrix. The record is from RefSeq and is a predicted model, not a curated record. The coding region runs from base 82 to 1764 and encodes 560 amino acids.
CCUUGCCCCUCUGCUCCCCCCUCCCCCCUCCCCUCGCCUCGCUCCAUCGCCUUUCUAUCCCCGCCCAUCUUCGUCUUCACGAUGCUGUCCCAUUCCGCCCGCAUCAGCGCUGCCUCCAUGCGAGGCGUCAUUGCCGCUCGCGCAGCCACCGGCGCCUCUCGCGCCGGCCCCUCUGCCCUGGUCCCGCACUAUGCCGCACGGCUGUUCGCCUCGGCCAGCGGCAACUCCAAGGAUGAUGGCCGGGACUCGGUGGCGGCUCGAAUUGCCGCGGCCCGUGCGGCCCUCGCGGCCGCCGAUGGCGGGCCCGCCAACGAUACCCAAGACGGGGAUGAGGCUGCGGCCGCCGCGGCCGCCCUCAAGGCCAGGAUCGAGGCCGAGGCCGCUGUCGCUGCCAAGCGUAGGGCCGCGGCGGUCGCCGCCGCCACCGCCUCCCCCAAUCCCAAGGCCGCUGUCGAGGAGAUCCCACUCGAUAUGUCCCCGGAGGAGGUGGCCGCGGCCCGGUUCAAGGCCGCGGCUGAGGCCCGUGCUGCCAAGGCGGCGGCCGAGGCUGAGGCCGCUUCCAAGGCCAGGGCUGCCCGCGCGGCCCUCCGCGCGGCCGAUGCCGCCCGGGCGGCUGAGGCCGCCAAGGCCGCCGAGGCCGCCGAGGCUGCCAAGGCCGCUGAGACUGCCAAGGCCGCUGAGACUGCCAAGGCCGCUGAGACUGCCAAGGCUGCUGAGGCCGCCGCCGCCGCCGCCGCCGCCGCUGCCGCCGCCAAGCCCUCCGCGACGCCCACCGGCGCCGGCAAGGUGGCUGACGCCGCCCAAGCCACCGAGUCCACCGCCACUCGCACUCCUCCCCCCCAUGAGGAGGAGGAGGAGGACGACGACGAGGACGACCCGUCUCUCGACCAGGCGUCCGCCCCCAAGGAGGGGAUGUUCUCGCGCGCACGUGGCGGCCUGAGUGCCCUCAACAUCCUGGAGCACACCGACGCCAGCUUCUAUGGCGGCUGGUCGACCAAGGAGUAUCGCCAGCAGUACCGCGAGGCGCUGAUCGCCAAGCACCAGGCCGACAUCGACCGCAUGGUGGCCGGCUUCACCCCCUCCGAGGAGGAGACCACCUCCGUCACGGUGUCGCGCUUCAGCCUGUCCAACAUGGUCAAGGCCUGGUCCAACUUCACCUCUCGCAACAAGCUCUUCAAGGGCGUCGGGUCCUUCUCCGGGGUGAAGGACGACUCGCCGCUCUCCAUCUACCGCAAGCGCAUCUCCGACUAUCUGCACACUCUCGGCGGCGGGAACGAGAUGUCCGAGGUCCUUACCCGGCUGCAGGAGCUUGACCCGGAGUUCUCCGAGGAGAAGUGGAUGCGCUAUGUCCAGACCUACGUCAUCCCCGAGGUGAUGGAGGCCGCUUCGGAGAACCGCGCCGAUGACAUUCGCAUGUGGUGCUCCGAGGGCACGGCCGGCAUUCUCCUCUCCGAGCGCGAGUCCCUGGCCAACCGCAACAUCCUGAUGGAUCGCCAGGUGCACGAGCUCCGGUCGCUGGACAUCAUCGAUGCCGGCUUCGUCGAGGAGAACCCCGUGUUGACCAUCUCCUUCCGGACCUUCGAGACCAUCCAGCUGCGCGACGCCACCACCGGCGAGGCCAUCCAGGACGAGACCAGCGGCAUUUUCCAAGUCUUCUACCAGAUCUCCCUCCUGCGCCUGGAGACCGUGUCGUACGACCGCGCUCCCACCGGUGGCUGGAUCGUCCAGGAUCUGCGCAUGCAGGGUGCCAUGCGGUCGUGGUAA